This is a messenger RNA of Stegastes partitus (bicolor damselfish), 1794 nucleotides long. It is a transcript of the gene syt19, whose product is annotated as synaptotagmin XIX. Gene Ontology annotation, cellular component: axon; exocytic vesicle; synaptic vesicle membrane. The record is from RefSeq and is a predicted model, not a curated record. Gene Ontology annotation, molecular function: calcium ion binding; calcium-dependent phospholipid binding; phosphatidylserine binding. NCBI's taxonomy places the organism in Eukaryota, Metazoa, Chordata, Actinopteri, Pomacentridae. The transcript has 9 exons. Gene Ontology annotation, biological process: calcium ion-regulated exocytosis of neurotransmitter; synaptic vesicle endocytosis. The coding region runs from base 158 to 1432 and encodes 424 amino acids.
AACAGUUAGAUGAUAAGGUGUGAGUUUGAAUUUCUCCUGUAGGCUGUUUCAGUGGGAAUGUGAGAGCUCCCAGCGUGGAUUUGUAGCGCCGCAAGAUGCUAAAGUUGAAGAAAAAGAAGAGCUGAAUUUUUAAAUUUCUUCUUGCAGAGCCACAUGGAUGCUGAGCGUCAUGGUGACCAUCAUAGACUAUCCGGCUCCCGUGGAGCUGAUUUCAUCCGCUGGAGAGCUGAAGAUGCCGUUCUCAGACGCUGUCAAGUACAGCAUCCUGGGCAUCUCAGUCACCCUCCUGCUGCUGGCACUGGCCAUCCUGGCCUGGCAGAUCUUCAGAUGCUGCACAAAGACACACAAUACGUACAGCCAGCAAGAUACAGUGAGCAGUAACCUGCUUUACACAGAUGAAAAGCCGACAACUGCAGGAAACUACUCAGGAGCUCCGAGUACUAGGGUGGAGGACGUCAACACCGAGGCCCACAGGCUGAGCCGAUGUCUGUCUCAGGCCUCGUUUCCGCCCUCCAGCCAGAGAGACGAGGACAUGGGAGAGCAGGAAAGCAUUACAAAGGUUGACGGAGUGCUUCGGUUCUCCGUCUACUACGACCAGCUGCAGUCGCGUCUGGUGGUCACCGUGUUACAGGUCGACGGGCUUUUGCAGCACAGCCAGACCUGCAGCCUCCAGCCGUUCGUUAAGCUACGACUCAUGUUGGCCGGAUCAGCGACAGUGGAGAUGGAGGGAUUUAAAGACGAGGAGGGUGAAGAGACGCCGCCCGUUGUGUGGACGGUGCUGCAGGAGUGGAGGACUCGCAUUGUGAAAGGCAGCUGCAGCCCUUUAUAUGGAGACCAGUUCAGCUGUAUUCUGCAGGAGGAUGAGCUUCAUCACGUCAACCUCAGGAUGGAGGUGAAGGACUUUGAUAAGUUCUCCAGACACACAGUGUUGGGGGAGGUGAGGCUUCCUCUCAGGCAGCUCAACAUCUUUUACCCACUGGAGCUACAAGAGGAGCUGCAGAUACCCCAGAAGGAUCUUGUCGGAGAGGUGCUGCUGUCCUUGAAGUUUCUUCCCACUUCUCAGAGGCUUGAGGUCGGUCUGCUUAAGGUCAGGACGGUCCUCACUGAGAUGUGCUCAGAUGCAGCCCUGUAUGCCAGGAUCAGCGUCCAGUGCAACCAGUGCAAGCUGAGGUACCAGAAAACCUCUGCAGUGGCUCGCUGUCUGGUGACUGUCUUCAAUGAGGUCCUCAUGUUCUCCCUGCCACAGUUUCCUGUGGAGCAGUGCAGGAUUUUGGUGUCUGUGUAUGAGACUCACGCAGCGAGGAAAUCAACCAAACAUCUGAUCGGACAGCUCAGUGUGGGGAAGGACAGGAGCAAAGAGGACGAGCACUGGACCUCGAUGAUGCGCUCAGUUCGCCAGCCAGUAGCGGAGUGGCACAGCCUGCUGAUCUGACUUACAGCUCUCAUGAACCAGAUCUCGUGCACUUUGUGGAUUUUUGUCGACUACACGGUUGAAAUGAGGUCUUCAUGCUCCUGCCUAAACAGCAAAUUCAUCUGAAACCUCAUGGUACCCGGUCUACUUGUUCACCUACAUCUCUUCGAGUUCUGCUUUUAGCUCCAGCUUUAUCAUAUAGAAAGAGUUUAAAAGAUUAGAACUAGCACUCCUUGCUUGUUAGGUUUUGCACUUUGUAAGGUCACUUACUGAAUAACUGUAUUUUUGUGUUACCAUUGAAUCUAUCUGUAAGCGUUGCUGUUCUUUUGUCCUUGUUUUAACUGUUCAUUCUGCAUUAUUAAAUCUUUAUGUUGCAACUCUGA